AGAUCGUGGAAGGAAUAUGACCCUGCCAACCUCACGAAUAGUUGGGGGACGUCCAGUAUCAAUAGAACAAUUUCCAUACCAGGUUUCCAUUCAAUAUGGUGCAUCACACUACUGCGGGGGAUCACUUAUAUCGGAAAGUCACGUGCUCACUGCGGCUCAAUGCACAGACGGAUUGAACAUUGGGGACCUAACAGUCAUAGCUGGAACUUCAACCUUACAUCGUGGUGGGGAGCGAAGGAGGGUAAUCGGGGUUAAUCAGCAUCCACGCUAUGGGGAACGGGGUCAAGGUGAUUACGAUGUUUCAAUCUUGACGCUAAGACGCCCGUUCGUGCUUGGACCGCUCGUGCAAUAUAUCUCAUUAGCUGGUCCAUAUUCCACCCCUUUCCCAGGAACAAUUUGUUACGUGGCUGGAUGGGGAACUACCCGAUUUGAUGGACCUUUAUCGCAUCAGCUACAACUUGUCGAAGUUCCCAUAAUUAGCCCGGCCGAGUGCAGGGGUGACUAUGGCCCCGGUUCUCUUACGGAUACGAUGCUAUGUGCUGGACAUAUUGGACAAGAUACUUGUCAAGGAGAUGUCGGAAAUCCUUUGGUAUGUGGCUCGACCCAAGUUGGGAUUGCAAGCCGGGCAACUGGCUGUGGUCUCCCACGUAUGCAAAUAAUUAAUACAUUUAACGCGAAUAAGUGGCUAAUCUAUGGAAAAUAUAUGUGGCAAUUUUUGCUUUAUGCAACGCAAUUCUAUUUUGACAGGUCGUCCCGGGAUUUAUACGGAUGUCGGGAGAGUUUUUAGUGAAGUUUCGUCAGCAUUUGUUCGAAGGAUCGUAAAGGCUUAAUAGGUAAUC
Molecule: messenger RNA, 839 nt
Organism: Folsomia candida
Lineage: Eukaryota; Metazoa; Arthropoda; Collembola; Entomobryomorpha; Isotomidae
Product: trypsin-7
Exons: 5
Coding region: 17-787 (256 amino acids)
Biological process (GO): proteolysis
Molecular function (GO): serine-type endopeptidase activity
Source: RefSeq, a predicted model, not a curated record